Molecule: messenger RNA, 912 nt
Organism: Monosiga brevicollis MX1
Lineage: Eukaryota; Choanoflagellata; Craspedida; Salpingoecidae
Exons: 7
Coding region: 1-912 (303 amino acids)
Biological process (GO): cellular response to hypoxia
Molecular function (GO): peptidyl-proline dioxygenase activity; ferrous iron binding; L-ascorbic acid binding
Source: RefSeq, a predicted model, not a curated record
AUGUGUCUUCCUUCAGCUCUCAAACCUCUCUCUCUCUUUUUCUCUCUCUUACAAGUGAACAAUGGCUACGUGAUUAUCGACGAUUUUUGGCCUGCUGAAUACGCGCAAGCCAUGCGCGAUGCGAUUUUGGCCCUCCACAAGGUCGACGGCCUCGCCCCCAACCGCGUCUCGCUCGCAACUUCUGCUGGCCCCUUGGUUUUGACCAAGCCACACGUGUUUGAAGCGGACAUGCAUGACAAGACGGCCCAGGCCUUGUGCCCCCUCUUUGCCGAUUUUCUAGAUAAUGCCGAUGCCUUCCAAACGGCGUUGGCGCAACGCUUGCCCGCCCUCAAGCUUGUGCCCGCCGGUCGCCAAUCUCGCACUGUCAAACUCCAGUUUAACGAAGGGGGCGGUGCGUUUCCCUGGCAUUAUGACAACCCAAGUCGGCCCAAUGCACGCCGCUUGACCAUCUUAACCUACCUCAACCCUGACUGGGCUCCUGGGGAUGGUGGUGAGCUAGAGCUGCUCCCGUUUUUGGGUGAACCAACACGCAUCGAGCCUCGCAUGAACCGCGUCCUUCUGUUUUUAGCUGAUGAGCUUUUGCACAAGGUGAUACCUGCGGUGCAAAGGCGAAUGGUCUUCACGCUGUGGCUGGAUGGUGAGGCGACCAACACGGACGAUGUUGUGCAUCUCAAGGUCAAGCACCUCAAUCCCGAUGCCAUUCCACUUCUGACCGGCUCGCCUCUUCAGCGUAGCGUGUCACGCGCCGUUUACAGUGAUUUAUAUGAAGAGAGUUUGCGGGCAUGUUUUGGCGCAGAUUCGGCCGACCUUCGCAAAGCGCUGGCCUUGCACCGGGCGCACGUCAAGGCCUUGUUACAAAAUCAGGCGCUGGCUGACUUUGUGGCCGAGCUCAAGUCGCGACGUCCUUUCUAA